Molecule: messenger RNA, 1195 nt
Organism: Carassius auratus (goldfish)
Lineage: Eukaryota; Metazoa; Chordata; Actinopteri; Cypriniformes; Cyprinidae
Exons: 2
Coding region: 84-905 (273 amino acids)
Biological process (GO): DNA integration
Molecular function (GO): nucleic acid binding
Source: RefSeq, a predicted model, not a curated record
CGACAGGUGUUGACUGUUUUGGGCCUUAUACAAUCAAAGUAGGCCGCCGCAAUGAGAAACGGUGGGGGAUCAUAUUUAAAUGUAUGACGACCAGAGGAGUCUACAUUGAUUUACUUCCUAAAAUUGAUACUGAUUCAUUCCUCAUGGCCCUACGCAGAUUCACUGCACGCAGAGGAACUCCCCAUGAACUCUAUUCUGACCAGGGAACCAACUUCAAGGGAGGAGAAAGGGAACUAUCAGAAGCAUUUGCGGCCAUGCAACCCAAUCUGCAAAGUCAGCUUGCAAAGCAGAAAAUUCAGUUCAAAUUCAAUCCCCCUGGAGCUCCUCAUUUUGGUGGACUAUGGGAGAGGGAGAUCAGGUCUCUAAAAUCUGCUCUCAAUGUUACCCUUGGAGCCCAACAUGUAACUGAGGAAGUGCUUAGCACAGUGCUUACAGAGAUCGAAGGCAUGUUAAACUCCAAACCCCUGGGCUACGUGUCAUCGGAUGUAGCAGAUGUUGACCCCAUCACACCAAACAGCCUGUUAUUGGGGCGGCCAGACCCUGAUUUACCCCAAAUUGUAUACCCUGAGUCCGAAUUACUAAGCAGAAAACGCUGGAGACAUAGCCAGGUCCUUGCCGACCAUUUUUGGGCCCACUUCAUCAAGAGAUACUUGCCUGAACUGCAAACUCGUGCAAAGUGGAUUACUGAGACUGGCAAAGAUCUAAAGACCGGGACAGUAGUGAUGAUCGUGGAUCACCAAUUGCCUCGAGCCCUCUGGCCAGUGGGCAAGGUCUCAGCCACAGUACCCGGUGCUGAUGGGAAAAUUAGAACUGCUGAAGUACAAGUGCAGGGUCGGAAAUACAUCCGACCAGUGAGUAAACUUAUCUGUUUGCCACCUCUACCUGAGGAUAACAAAGACUCGUAAGCCUUUUCUAAGUAGAAUUUACAAUGUAAAUUGGGGCGGCUGUUGAAAAGGCUCUAGGUUAAUUCUUAUUGGUGCGUUGUGAAUGAUUGACAGUCGCAACUUAGUCCCGCCCCCAGAGUCUGACGCAACUUAUGUUUCGCUUGAAGGCUGUGGAGGGCUCGCGUGUAUUCAAGCCAUAGAUGAGUGUGCGUAACUUUGAAAAAACCACACUCACACAACCUUAAUGUUCAUGCAAUACCCUGAGUAUGUUGAUGGCUUGAUCCUUCUAUUAAAACUGUGAUUGGACUUUG